ACCAAAGGUUGAUCAUCUACACACCCCACCUAUUAAUGUGCAACACAAUGAAACUUGAGUUCACCUUCCCAGCAACAUCAAUCGCAUACCAAUUAGCGUUGGAUUCGGAAGUCCAGUUAACCAUAACAGAUCGCACGUGAACCAAUCUACCGGAGGUUACAAACACUUCUCGUAUUUAAGAACAUACUUCGAGAGAGAGUCGCGCCAUAGUCUGUGAGCUAGUCUUGGUAUUAGUCGGCCCGAAGGUGACGAUUUUUCCGGACUAGGUUUUUGUGGAUUCGUGUAGGAACUGUUGUAAUGAUGAAAGUUUUCUUAGUGGUUCUUAGUGUCAUCGCUGUUGGAUUGGCUACGGAAGUCCAGGAAUGUCCUGGUUUCGAAAAAUCCAUCGAGAAUCUCAGCAGUCGCAUAGCAAUAGGAGGAUGUAGAAAACCCCCAUGUAGGCUGAGAAAAGACACAUCAGUUGAAGUAACAAUGAAAUUUUCUCCAGAUCAUCAGAUCAAGCAAUUGAAGAACACAGUCAGUGCCAACAUUCUCGGAAUACCCUUUCCAUUCGUCGGCGUAGAUGGAGAAAGUGCUUGUGAUAAUAUUUACAAGACAGACGGUGCGACGAAGGUUGGAUGCGACCUCAAAGCAGGAGAAGAAUAUAUAUACAAAUCGAAAAUCGACGUAUUGAAAGUAUAUCCAAGGCUGAAGACUGUGGUACACUGGGCCCUCACAGAUGGCAAAGGAACAGACGUCAUCUGUUUCGAAGUACCAGCAAGGAUAACUAAUUAAUUCUGUUUCAACACUUGGAAUUAGUUUUAUUGAAGUAAUGUAUUGAAUAAACUCGAUUUUUAUAUUUCGUCAUUGAACGGUUACUGCAUGCCUA
Molecule: messenger RNA, 868 nt
Organism: Phaedon cochleariae (mustard beetle)
Lineage: Eukaryota; Metazoa; Arthropoda; Insecta; Coleoptera; Chrysomelidae
Source: the annotation of a GenBank genome assembly